AUGUUUAACAAUGAUUCGUUCCCGCCUACAUCAGCAUCUCAACAUUCUGGUACUACCACUCCCAUAGAUGAUAAUACGAGAUUAUUAAGACCCCAUUCUCGAACAAAUGUAUCCCUUUUAAAUCAACAUCGAUUGAAAGAAUCAUCACCGCUGACUAUACAGCGGAAGCCGCUUAAUUCCAGACCAGUAUUGGUCUCAGUACCAUCUAAUCAUUCUCUUAGAAGCGUUAAAUCGUUUAAUGAAGCAUUUGGUGGUGUACUGGUUACACCGUCAACACAAAGUCAAAAUCCUCAGUCAUUGAUUUCUAAUCGUAAUACUACUCAAAUUAAUUAUGGUACUAAUAACGAUGACGUUUCUCUGGCAGUAUUAGAAUGGUCUGCUCCUCGCCAGUGGCAUUGGAAAUCCUAUGUACUGUAUUAUCUUCCUAUGCUUUCAUGGAUUCCGAAAUAUGAUGCCCAUACUAAAUUAUUAGGUGAUGCACUUGCUGGAUGUUCAUUAGCAAGUUUUCAAAUUCCCUUGGUAAUGUCCCUUGCUACUGGCUUAGCAAAUUUACCUCCAAUUCAAGGUGGUGUAAGUUCAAUCGUUGUGGCUUCAUUUACUUAUGCAAUAUUGGGAACAGUUCCUGUUCUUGUGGUAGGUCCAUCACCAUCAGUCGCAAUGAUAUAUGGACAAUUAUUUGAAAGUUUACAUCAUGAUCCAAAAUAUUUUGAUGUUCCUAGAUGGCAAAUAUCUGCUGCAUCUUCACUUAUUAUGGGUAUUUUAUUGAUUGUAGGAGGCAUGUUCAGGUUAGGAUUCCUUGAUAAUGUACUCAGUCGAUCUUUACUUAAAGGUUUUGUUGCUGCAAUGGGGUUCAUAAUGAUUGUUUCACAAAUCGCGCUUGAGCUUGGAAUCCCUCAGGAUCCAGCUUUCCAUCCAGUUUCAACUUGGGAUAAAAUAGUCUUUGUGGCAACCCAUUAUUCUAAACUCCAUGCCUUAACCACAACUAUUCUGGUUAUUACAUUGAUUUUAGUGUUAACUGCAAGGCUGUUGAAACUGAGAUUAAUUACCAAGUAUAGAUUUGUGGUUUAUUUCCCUGAAUUACUUUUAAUGGUGAUUAUUUCAACAAUUCUUUCAGUAAGGUUAAAUUGGGAAUCGGAAGGGGUUGCAAUAGUUGGAAAUUUGGUUUCAAAGGCAGAUGUUACCACCACCACCAAAUCUCAAUCCAUGUGGGUAAACCCUUUCAGUAUUCCCUUACCUUUAUUUAAGCGGGUAUUUUCUACCGCAUUCUUACUGACAAUUCUUGGAUAUUUUGAUCAUACUACAGCAUCGAAAUCACUUGGGGCAAAAUAUAAUUAUACUGUGCUGUCAAAUCGUGAAUUGAUAGCGUUAGGUUCUACUAAUGCUAUUAUUGGACUUUUGGGUGGUUUACCUUCAUUUGGUGUCUUUGGAAGGUCCAAGAUUAAUAUUAUUGCAGGUGCAUCUUCACCCAUAUCUACUGUGAUAAUGGGAUUUGUCACCAUUAUUGCUAUCAAGUAUUGGCUUCCUUAUUUAUAUUAUUUGCCCAUGUGUGUUUUAUCUUUAAGUACCACAAUUGUUGGACUUGCAGUUCUUGAAGAAAUUCCUCAUGAUUUGAAAUUCUUUAUUGACAUUGGAGCUUAUGAAGAGAUUAUUACGUUUGCUGGUAUUUGUUUGCUUACUAUUUUCUGGUCUCUGGAGGCAGGAGUUACUGUUGGCGUACUCAUGACGAUUUUCCGUUUAAUCAAACAUAGUUCUAACUCAAGGAUUCACGUUUUAGGAAGAGUACCUCAUACUACUAACGUUUUCCGUAAUGCCGAUGAAUUAAUUGAAGAAUCGUUCCACCAUUUUAACCAAGGAACGGAACCAUUGACUUUGGGGUGGAUUAGUCGAAACAACAGUUCCUCUGAUUUACCUUCUCUGGUAUCACGAAUUCAAGAAGGAGAAGUUAACAAUUCCAUGAAUACUCCUGGAUCUCCGGAAAUGGGAUCACUUGUGACUACAGUUGAAGAAAUUGAAGGUGUUCUAAUUGUGAAAAUUCCAGAGCCUCUUAACUUUGCAAAUUCUGGUGAUUUAAGAUCUAAAUUGGCAAGAUUGGAAAAGUAUGGAACACUUCUUGUGCAUCCGCUGCAACCUUCUACCAAUUCACCAAUUCAUUGUGUUAUAUUUGAUUGUAAAGGAAUGACUUCAAUUGAUGCAAUUGCCAUACAAACUUUAUAUGAAAUUGUUCAAAGAUAUGAUGAAGAGGGAAUUGUUGUUUGCUUCACUAGAAUAUCCUUAGAUUAUCAUAUUCGAGAUCAAUUAGCUCGUUCUGGGUUAAUUCAAUUGGUUAAUAAGAAUUUUGCCAGGUAUUGGAAAACAGUUAAUACAGCCCAAUUAGAGUCACCGGUUUCACUUGCUACAGGACUUGGAGAGGGGUUCUUCAUGUCAAUUGAAGAUACUUUAGCUGCAACUAAUCUUAAGCAAUGCUAG
Messenger RNA from Lizanozyma spartinae, 2466 nucleotides. RefSeq lists its product as uncharacterized. Gene Ontology annotation, cellular component: membrane. Lineage: Eukaryota; Fungi; Ascomycota; Pichiomycetes; Serinales; Debaryomycetaceae. Gene Ontology annotation, biological process: transmembrane transport. The transcript has 2 exons. The record is from RefSeq and is a predicted model, not a curated record. The coding region runs from base 1 to 2466 and encodes 821 amino acids. Gene Ontology annotation, molecular function: sulfate transmembrane transporter activity.